Messenger RNA from Diospyros lotus (date-plum), 1677 nucleotides. RefSeq names its product WUSCHEL-related homeobox 9. The transcript is spliced from 5 exons. The coding region runs from base 422 to 1531 and encodes 369 amino acids. Lineage: Eukaryota; Viridiplantae; Streptophyta; Magnoliopsida; Ericales; Ebenaceae. The record is from RefSeq and is a predicted model, not a curated record. Gene Ontology annotation, biological process: regulation of developmental process. Gene Ontology annotation, molecular function: DNA-binding transcription factor activity; DNA binding.
UCCCCCCCGUUGAUAUCUCUGCUCUGCAAACAAGUUAAGACCAUAGCCUUUGAUCGAGCUCCACAAAAAUCUGGAAAAACAAAUUACAGAAUUCAUGAGAAACAAAGGGAGACAAGCCAUGCCAUGCAACAGCUUGCAUUUACAGCUUCUCUGAAGAAGAAUCUAAUAUGAGCCCCGGCAAGUACUGCUGCCGAUGCUCUCCUUGCUUCUCUUCUGGGGGGUAGGUGAGGAGGCCAACUAUAAGAAGAGAUGUUAAGUUUUGGCCUCUGCCUUCAUCCAACAAAGAGUUGAUUCUUCUUGUUUGUGUUUCUGUCCCUUCUGGUUGGUGGGUUGGACUUGCUACAAUAUUAUAUAUAUAUAUAUAAGUUUUCUGGUUUUGGCCCUUCACAUCAUCACCUUCUUCUUCAACUCCAUCAUCAUCAUGGCUUCAUCAAAUAGACACUGGCCUAGCAUGUUUAAGUCCAAGCCCUGCAGCAGCUCCCACCACCACCAAUGGCAGCACGACAUCAACCCUUCUCUCCUGUCCACUGCUUGCCAUAGGCCCCCAUUCACAUCAUCAGCAGCACCUGGAUGUGAAGAAAGAAGCCCAGAGCCGAAACCCAGGUGGAAUCCAAAACCAGAGCAAAUCCGCAUUCUGGAAGCUAUCUUCAACUCAGGAAUGGUGAAUCCACCGAGGGACGAGAUCAGGAAAAUCAGGGCUCAACUGCAAGAGUUCGGCCAAGUCGGCGACGCCAACGUCUUCUACUGGUUCCAGAACAGGAAAUCGCGGAGCAAACACAAGCAACGCCACCUCCAAAACUCCAAACAACCACCCCAACAAAACUUUCCCUCCUCCGCCGGCGCCACCGCGUCGGUGACAACUCCGUCCUCCUCCUCCUCCUCGUCUGAGAAAUCUUCUCCGAAGUCCCUCGACAAGACCUUCUCCGUCGGUUCCGCAAGCGUCAUCGAGAUUUCCAAUUCCCCGACGGUGUCGGUUAACCAGACUUACUUUCAGGCACCGACGGAGUUCUUGCCGGAGCCCUUCUUUUUCCCGAUGCAGCAGACCCCUGGAGCGGCUACGGCUCCGAUUUUCACUCAAGGGUUCUGCUUCCCGGAGCUGCCGAAUGCUGUUCAAGUCCCUGCAGAUCAGAGUUCUGGGAGUUACUCGAGUCUUUUGCUUGGAGAACUGAUGAUGGGGCAUGGCCCUACCAAGAUAGAAGAUAAUCACCAGAAGUUGAAGCUUCAGCAACAGAUGUACUCUCCUCCCACUGCUCCAUCUACCAUCAGUCACAUUCUAGGCGAAUCGGGGUCCAUGGGACCUGCAAAAUCAACGGUGUUCAUCAACGACGUGGCCUUCGAGGUGGCCGCCGGACCCUUCAACGUUCGCGAAACCUUCGGUGAUGACGCAAUGCUGAUCCAACCCUCCGGCCAGCCGGUCGCCACCACCGACUGGGGCGUCACCCUCCACCCUCUCCAGCACGGCGGAUUCUACUACCUCGUGCGCACCUUAACCCCCAUCACCGCUUCCUCAUCAGAAACACGUCUCAUAUGAUUUGGGGUCAAGGGUGGAAGCCGAAGAGAUGGGUUUGUUAGCUAGAAAGCUGUUCUUCACUAGCUAGGGUUGUUUCCAUUUCCUCUCUUAAUUAAAUGUGUUUGAAGGAUAUUAGAAAAUGUGAAAGUUCUAGUUAAUGUACUUUG